This is a messenger RNA of Alternaria burnsii, 957 nucleotides long. RefSeq lists its product as uncharacterized. The record is from RefSeq and is a predicted model, not a curated record. The transcript has 4 exons. NCBI's taxonomy places the organism in Eukaryota, Fungi, Ascomycota, Dothideomycetes, Pleosporales, Pleosporaceae. Bases 1 to 957 code for a protein of 318 amino acids.
AUGUCUAAUCAGGCGGCCAACACUUUUGAGGACCUCACAGGUGUCUCAACUUCCUCAUUCAGCAAUCCCUACGACGCACUGAUCGCGGCAUGCGAAGACGAUCCGACGCGAAUCCAAGAAAAGUAUGAGCUGCAUCGCACCACGAGGAACCAGCAGCAAAAGGCGAAGAUGCUCGACGCCAACUUUCAAGGCGUCAACAUAGAUCCAAUUCUGUUAAGAGUCCAUGAUACCACUGUCGAGCCUGGAUACAAAGACCCCCGCAACUGCUUUGUCUUUUGGGGAAGACCGACACAGCAAGUCAAGGAUAUGAUCAACCGAGUGCAACAGGAAUUGCUGACGGUGGCACCUAAUCUUUGGCUCAUGCCACGGGAUAACCUCCACAUCACGGCAUUGGAAAUAACGCAUUCGAAGACGGCACCAGAGAUUCAGAAGCUAGUAGAUGGGGUACGAGAUAAGAUACCUGCCAUAACUGACUUUACCCACGACCAUCGUACGCGCCUUAUCAAACCGCUCAUCGGGUACGACGCUUCAGCCAUAGCAUUGAGCUUUGUACCUGCAGCCAGCGAAGGUCUACAUUCGGGUCGCACACCAGAGGACGACAAAUUCACUUACCAUCAUCUCCGCCGGGACCUCUUCUCCAUGUGCCGUGAUGCAGGCCUUCAAGUUGAGUCACGGUACGUUGUGCCCUCAAGCCAUCUCACCAUUGGCCGCUUUAUCCAUACCAAGGACUUUGAAGACGGGACUGGCUCGCCUGAUGCCCAAAAGACAAAAGCUUUGAUCGAUAAGAUCGAAGAGAUUAAUGCUUGGCUUGAAAAAGAGUAUUGGCCCGAACACAACGAAGGUAAGAUACCUACGGGUGGAGAGUUCAACGUGGGACAAGAAACAGGUCUGCACUGCAGGACAGGUACUUUGUGGUAUGGCGGGGGCGAGGUAGUGCAUAUUGGGAAAGGCUAUUGA